CGUCUGGCAAGACUGCGGGCACCGAGUCGUCUGGCAAGACUGCGGGCACCGAGUCGUCUGGCAUUGGAUCGUACUGGCAUUGGAUCGUCUGGCUCGACAGCGGGCAUUCGGGUCACCAGGUAUGACAGCGGGCACUGGGUCACCAGGCAUCAGUCAUUUGGCUCGCCAGCGGGCACCGCGUCAUCUGGCAAGGCAGUGGGCACCGAGUCACCAGGUACGACUGCGGGCUCUGAGUCAAUUGGCACGACAGCGGGCACCGGAUCAGGUACCGGAUCAUCUGGAUCAACAGCGGGCAUCGAGUCAACUGGCCUAAUAGGAUCAUCAGGCUGGAUCAGCUGAGUACAGGCAUCAGGCUGAGUACAGGCAUCAGGCUGAGUACAGGCAUCAGGCUGAGUACAGGCAUCAGG
Molecule: messenger RNA, 407 nt
Organism: Staurois parvus
Lineage: Eukaryota; Metazoa; Chordata; Amphibia; Anura; Ranidae
Source: the annotation of a GenBank genome assembly